Messenger RNA from Triticum aestivum (bread wheat), 1414 nucleotides. RefSeq names its product vesicle-associated protein 1-2. The transcript is spliced from 9 exons. Bases 249 to 998 code for a protein of 249 amino acids. Gene Ontology annotation, cellular component: endoplasmic reticulum membrane; plasma membrane. Gene Ontology annotation, biological process: endoplasmic reticulum membrane organization. The record is from RefSeq and is a predicted model, not a curated record. NCBI's taxonomy places the organism in Eukaryota, Viridiplantae, Streptophyta, Magnoliopsida, Poales, Poaceae.
AGCCUACCCUCUCUCUUGUUUAGCCCACCCACCUCGUGCUCAAGUCUCCCAACAAAAGACCACCACCUCCCCACUCCUGCUCCCUUCCGCGACUCAAGUCUCCAACCAAAUUCCCUUCCGAUUCCUCCACUCCUCUCGCCCCCCGAGGCACACACUCCCCCAAACCCUAGCUCCCCCCUCCCCCGUCGUCGCCCCCCCGCGCCGGACCGAACCCGCGCCGAGCUCGGGCGCCGAAUUCGCGCCGCGGGAUGGGCUCCGACUCCAAGGAGCUGCUCGGGAUCGAGCCCCUCGAGCUCCGCUUCCCCUUCGAGUUCAUGAAGCAGAUCUCGUGCUCCAUGGAGCUCACCAACAAGACGGACGACUACCUCGCCUUCAAGGUCAAGACGACGAGUCCCAAGAAGUACUGCGUCCGGCCCAACAGCGGCAUUGUGCCGCCGCGGUCCACCAGCAGCGUCGUCGUGACAAUGCAGGCGCUGAAGCAGGCGCCGCCCGACAUGCAGUGCAAGGACAAGUUUCUCGUGCAGAGCGCUGUGGUGACGGAGGGAACUGCAGUCAAGGAUAUCACUGGAGAGAUGUUUAAAAAGGAAUCAGGUAAUGUGGUGGAUGAGGUGAGGCUCAAGGUUGUCUACGUGCAACCACCCCGACCACCAUCGCCUGUGCGGGAGGGAUCUGAAGAGGGUUCGUCGCCUCGGCCUUCAUGGUCAGAUGGGGCAAACAUAAAUUAUCAAGAUAUGCAGGCAACAAGGGAAUCUGAUGAGCCUCCAUUGUCCUCAGCGCACAAGGAACCAUCUGAGAUAACCACUGAGACGUCCCCGUUGAUUUCAAGAUUAACUGAAGAGAGAAACUCUGCUAUUCAGCAGAACAACAAGCUUCGUGAGGAACUGGACCUUGUGAGAAGGGAGAUCAGCAAGCAGAAUGGCAAUGGUGGUUUCCCGUUGGUGUUUGUGGUUGCCGUUGCUCUGCUGGGAAUUCUGCUGGGCUAUCUCAUGAAAAGAUAGAGGAUCCCUGUGCCUGCGUCUUGUUAGGUGCUGGGAAUUCUGCUGGGCUAUCUCAUGAAAAGAUAGAGGAUCCCUGUGCCUGCGUCUUGUUAGGCUCCUGUCCUCAUCAAAAUGGAGCAGUGUUGUCAUCUCCAUUCUGAUGCGCUCAUUUACAUGUGCGGCACUACUACUUAACAGCACAAUAUCUUAGGGUAUGAUGUCGCCUGUAGUCGCAAGCGUCAGACUGGGUUGACCAUCAUACCCGGUCGAGUAGUCGUCACGAUUAACCUUAUGGUUGUUUGUCAUAUAUGGCUACUGUUAGGUUGGGCACUAGUAUAACUUGGUAUAAUUGUUAAAAAUGACUUUCGCCUAUCUAGUGUUGAUUGCCUCGUGGUAUAUUUGAAGUAAACUAACGACUUGGAGCGGAAAUUUCUCAA